GAAAAGACAUCGCCCAACGGCCCAGCUGAGCAUCGGAAGUGGGGACAGCAUCGCCAUCGCAAAAUGCAGGCGCUCCUACUCCCGGCGCGGCCUGCGGCGCCGCCGCCGCCGGCGGAGAUGCUCCGGGGGCGUGCGCUUCCCGCGUCCGCGUCACAGGUCCGCCGUCCCCUCCUCGGUGCCGCCGGGCGACUUAGCUGCGGAAGCGCUUUGCGGCGCCUUACCGUGGCGGCGGUGGCGGCGGCGGGGUCGGCGUCCUCGUCGGGUCCGCUCUACCCGACGCCACCACCAACCGAGCAGGAGGUUGAGAGGGUCAAGCUCGAGCAGGUUAUGAAGAGACUAGAGAAAACAGCAAGGUAUUUCAAGAAUUUGGGUACCCUAGGGUUCUGGUCCCAGUUGGUAUGCACAAUUGUUUCUGCUGGAAUUUUGUCUUUCUCUACAGUUGUAACAGGGAAGGUGACAGCACCCUUCACAUUCUAUGCCACCGCUGCUGGUAUUGCUGCUGCCUUUAUUUCAGUCUUCUGGUCAUUUGGUUACAUCCGUCUCUCUGAAAGGCUCAGAAAAACAGCAAAAGAGCCCGCAAAGGCUCCUCCACGCGCCAAUGUUGUUAAGAGUCUGAAAAAUGGCAUUCUGCUUAAUAUUCUCGGUAUGGGCGCUGCUGUUCUCGGCAUGCAGGCAACUGUUGGUGCUUUGGUAGCAAAAGCUCUCACAACCUCUCCUGUACCCUAUUAUCAGGCUGCAUCCCCUGGCCAGAGCUCUGUUUUGGCUUUAGAUGUUUUCCUAGUUCAGGCAUCAGCGAACACCAUCCUGUCGCAUUUCCUCGGUCUAGCAAGCUCUCUGGAGCUGUUGCGCUCCGUGUCGCUGCCUCCAGCAGAAUCUGCCCCGGCCCCUGCUCGGGCCUGAGCCAUGGCAUGUCAAGAAAUACCUGCACUCCUCGGCUCUGCAGUUGUUUUGCCCCAGAAUCGGUAUUGUACGCAGAACUAGCAAUCUCAUUUAUUUUAUGUUGUUCAGCUAAGAUAAAUAAUUCACGCGGCAUGAGCUGUUUGGUUUGGAUGAA
Molecule: messenger RNA, 1054 nt
Organism: Phragmites australis (common reed)
Lineage: Eukaryota; Viridiplantae; Streptophyta; Magnoliopsida; Poales; Poaceae
Product: protein TIC 21, chloroplastic-like
Exons: 4
Coding region: 64-900 (278 amino acids)
Source: RefSeq, a predicted model, not a curated record